UGCAUCAGCAGCUAACAUUAUCUACCGUUCAUAUUUAAAGUGUAAAACUGCAAUCUUAUUUAAGUCUUAUUUUAAAACUUUUUUAUUAUUGUGAUUGUCUGAAAUUCAAUAUUUUUUUUUGUUUUAAUGAACCCCCUUUUGUAAAGCAUUAUUGUUUCUUUGCACCGACUAUAUAUCACAAUUUCAUUUACGGAAGCUUAUUAACCAUAUUUCUGGACUAAUAUGGGUGAUACAAGUGACGAGGAAAAAGCUUUAGGUAAAGUUAAAGUUAUUGCUGAUCAAUUAGGAUUGUCAUUGGACGAAAUAAAAGAGAAAAAAUAUUCCAAGAAGACGCUCAAAAGAAUGCUGAAGAACAAGGUUUAUAAUGAAACCAAAAUUGAGAAACGCAAAAUUCAAAAGCAGAAGAGAAAGGCUAAAAGGAAAGAACUGAAAGAAACACUGGGUAUCAAUCUAUCAGAGAAGAAGCCUCGUUUAACUAUGUCUGAAUCACCUAAUAAGGUAAACAUAGCUAUUGAUUUGAGCUUCAACUCCAUGAUGAAUGAAAAAGAAUUGAGGAAAUUGAUGAAACAAAUCCAAAGGUGUUACUCAUUAAAUAGACGCUCUGAUGCUCCAUGUCAACUUUAUUUGACUUCAUUGAAAGAUGAAAUUGCUAAAGGAUUGAUGUCAAAGCAACCAGGUUUCGAUUAUUGGGACAUCCAUCGAAAAGAGGAACAUUUUCUCGACGCUUUCAAAGAUUUCAAAGAAAAAGGAACGUUAAUAUUUUUGUCAAGUGACUCUCCCAAUCUUUUACCUGAUGUAGCCGAGAUACAAAAAAGAGGAGGUGAUUAUGCUUACAUCAUCGGAGGUUUAGUUGACCACAAUGUUCAUAAGGGUUUGACUCUUGGUUUAGCUCAAAAAUCGGGUAUUCAAACAGCUCGACUACCAAUUGACCAAUGUAUGGAGCUAUGUGUCUCUAAAGUUCUUGCUGUUAAUCAUGUCUUUGAAAUAAUGCUUAACGCUACCAACGGUAUUGCUUGGUCUCAAUCAUUUAUGAAUGUUAUCCCAGCCCGAAAAGUUAAACAAAGUGAUGCUCUAAAAUCAAUCAGGCAACCCAAGAAGGAGCAUAAGGAAAACUCUGAAAACGUUGUUCAAAAAGAUCAAGUCGAAAACCAGUCAUCAGCAUCUUCAGGAUCAGAGUCAUCGACAACAUAAUUUCUAGUCGAUGCUUAACAUAAAUUAUAGAGAAAGUGCAAGAUUAUUUAAUGGUUUACGUUCAUAAAACUUGUUAUGUCAUUUAUUUGGUUUUAAUAUUUACAAUUACAUUAAUUAAUCGGAAGUUAUGUUUCUAUCGAGCAUUAAAUUGUAAAUUUUACCAUCUAAAUUCAUCGGUUGUAUAAUAAUUUAGACUCAAGUAUUUUGAUAACUGGGCGAUUUGAAUAAUAAACAUAAAAUAUAAUAAUAA
Messenger RNA from Tetranychus urticae (two-spotted spider mite), 1441 nucleotides. Its product is annotated as tRNA methyltransferase 10 homolog A. Gene Ontology annotation, molecular function: tRNA binding. Gene Ontology annotation, cellular component: nucleoplasm; nucleus. NCBI's taxonomy places the organism in Eukaryota, Metazoa, Arthropoda, Arachnida, Trombidiformes, Tetranychidae. The record is from RefSeq and is a predicted model, not a curated record. Gene Ontology annotation, biological process: tRNA N1-guanine methylation.